UUCUCCGCAUGCGCGGAAGGCCGGAUGUGGCUCAAAUUGAUUGAAAGUGCGCGGUGCUGCAGCAAUGGCGGCGCUGGGAACCCUAACGGGUAGUGGCAAUUGGUUUUCUGCUUUGGCGCUCGGGGUGACUCUCCUCAAAUGCCUUCUCAUUCCUACCUACCAUUCUACAGAUUUUGAAGUACACCGCAACUGGCUUGCUAUCACUCACAGUUUGCCAAUAUCACAGUGGUAUUAUGAGGCAACUUCAGAGUGGACCUUGGAUUACCCUCCUUUUUUUGCGUGGUUUGAGUAUGUCCUGUCACAUGUUGCCAAAUAUUUUGAUCAAGCGAUGCUUAAUGUUCAUAAUCUGAACUACUGCAGCUCAAGGACCUUAUUUUUCCAGAGAUUUUCUGUCAUCUUUACAGAUGCACUCUUUGUGUAUGCUGUCUACGAGUGCUGUAAAUGCAUCAAUGGAAAAAAGGCGGGUAAAGAACUUACAGAGAAACCAAAGUUUAUUCUUUCAGUGUUACUAUUGUGGAAUUUCGGAUUGUUAAUUGUGGACCAUAUUCAUUUCCAGUACAAUGGAUUCCUGUUUGGAUUAAUGCUGCUCUCCAUUGCACGGUUAUUUCAGAAAAGGCAUGUGGAAGGAGCAUUUUUCUUUGCCGUUCUCCUACAUUUGAAGCACAUCUACUUCUAUGUAGCACCAGUUUACAGUAUAUACCUGCUACGCUCUUACUGUUUCACUGCAAAUAAACCAGAUGGGUCUGUCCGAUGGAACAGUUUCAGCUUUGUCCGUGUUAUUUUGCUGGGACUUAUUGUUUUCCUGGUUUCUGCUCUUUCACUGGGUCCUUUCCUAGCCUUGAACCAGCUGCCUCAAGUCUUUUCCCGACUCUUUCCUUUCAAGAGGGGCCUCUGCCAUGCAUACUGGGCUCCAAACUUCUGGGCCUUGUACAAUGCUUUGGACAAAGUUCUGUCUGUCAUUGGUUUGGAAUUGAAACUUCUUGAUCCCAACAAGAUCCCUAAGGCCUCAAUGACAAGUGGUUUGGUUCAGCAGUUCCAACAUAUAGUCCUUCCCUCAGUGACUCCCUUGGCAACACUCAUCUGCACUCUGAUCGCCAUAUUGCCCUCCAUUUUCUGUCUUUGGUUUAAACCCCAAGGGCCCAGAGGCUUUCUCCGAUGUCUAAUUCUUUGUGCCUUGAGCUCCUUCAUGUUUGGGUGGCAUGUCCAUGAAAAAGCCAUACUCCUCGCAAUUCUCCCAAUGAGCCUUUUGUCUGUGGAAAAAGCAGGAGAUGCUUCRAUUUUUCUGAUUCUGACCACAACAGGACAUUAUUCUCUCUUCCCUCUGCUCUUCACUGCCCCAGAACUUCUCAUUAAAAUCUUACUCAUGUUAUUAUUCUCCAUCUAUAGUAUUACUUCACUGAAGAUUCUAUUCAGGUAA
This is a messenger RNA of Urocitellus parryii (Arctic ground squirrel), 1417 nucleotides long. It is a transcript of the gene Alg8, whose product is annotated as ALG8 alpha-1,3-glucosyltransferase. NCBI's taxonomy places the organism in Eukaryota, Metazoa, Chordata, Mammalia, Rodentia, Sciuridae. Gene Ontology annotation, biological process: protein N-linked glycosylation; dolichol-linked oligosaccharide biosynthetic process. The record is from RefSeq and is a predicted model, not a curated record. Gene Ontology annotation, molecular function: dolichyl pyrophosphate Glc1Man9GlcNAc2 alpha-1,3-glucosyltransferase activity. Gene Ontology annotation, cellular component: endoplasmic reticulum membrane.